Ziziphus jujuba (common jujube) is the source of this 936-nucleotide messenger RNA. Its product is annotated as iron-sulfur assembly protein IscA-like 2, mitochondrial. The coding region runs from base 16 to 681 and encodes 221 amino acids. Gene Ontology annotation, cellular component: mitochondrion. Lineage: Eukaryota; Viridiplantae; Streptophyta; Magnoliopsida; Rosales; Rhamnaceae. The record is from RefSeq and is a predicted model, not a curated record. The transcript is spliced from 4 exons. Gene Ontology annotation, molecular function: 4 iron, 4 sulfur cluster binding; iron ion binding; 2 iron, 2 sulfur cluster binding. Gene Ontology annotation, biological process: iron-sulfur cluster assembly.
GAGUACGGAACUGGGAUGCUUGGCACAAGCCUAAAGGCUAAAACCGCCAUUUUGAGGUCCCGACUCUGCGUUGGAGAGGAGAAUAUUGGUGUUGUUUUCGUUCGGACAUUUUCACAAACAGAGAAAACCCAGAAAGAAAAAGUUCAUUUGGACCUCUUGAGAGAUAGAGAAAGAGAGAGUAAAGAGGCCGGAAUGGCGCCAAGAUCGUUGAUUCUUCAUCGCCUAACGCCGUACUUCGCUGCCCGAAUCCGACAGAAUCAGAGGCUCCUCAGCUCUUAUUCUUCCUCUGCUCUUCAAGAAGUUUCUUCUUCAUCUCCAUCUCCAUCCCCGUCCCCGUCCCUUGAUGCCGUGGACAUGACUGAAACUUGUAUUCGGAGAAUUAAAGACCUACAGUCUAGUGAACCAUCAUCAGAGGAAAAGAUGCUUCGAUUGAGUGUAGAAACUGGUGGAUGUUCUGGGUUCCAAUAUGUUUUUGAUUUAGACAACAAAACCAACCCAGACGACAGAGUUUUUGAGAGAGAAGGAGUUAAAUUGAUUGUUGAUAAUAUUUCAUAUGAUUUUGUAAAAGGGGCAACCGUUGAUUAUGUUGAGGAGCUUAUUCGUUCUGCUUUUGUUGUGGCGACAAAUCCAAGUGCAGUAGGCGGUUGCAGCUGUAAAAGUUCUUUCAUGGUGAAGCAAUAAGCUUUGCUGGCUUGAAGUUUUUAUUCUCUUUCAAGCUCAAGCUCAAGCGGCUGAAUGUAUGAAUAUAAUUAUUAUUUCACAUGAUUCUUUUGAAUAAUAGUUUAGUAGAAGCUAAUAGCAAUGAAUGUAACAAGCGGCUUUUACCAGCCACGCGUAAUAUCAAUUAGCCUCCUCACUGCUUAUAUGAUUGGUUGCAGGCUACGGAGCCUUUGUAUGAAUUAUGGUUAAAAUUAGAGAGAUUUCUUUUAUCUUGCA